AUGGCCAGCUGGGUGUUCUGUAAUGGCUGCUUCCAGCCGCCCGGCCGGGCCUCGCGCUUCAGCCUCACCAGCUGCGGCCACGUGUACUGCGAGGGCUGCCUGAGCAGAGGUAAAAAGGACGAAUGCUUGAUUUGUAAGCUUCCUUGUCAAACAGUUUUACUUUCGAAACAUACGGACCCAGGGAUCCAGGCACUGUUCGUGGGCAUAGACGGCCUGUGCAAGAAGUACUCCAAGGAGACCUCCCAGAUUUCAGAAUUUCAAGAGAAACACAGAAAGAGGCUGUUGGCCUUCUACAGAGAAAAGAUCAACAGGCUGGAGGAGUCCCUCAGGAAGGCCAUGCUGCGGGUGGAGCAGCUACAAAGCAUGAGGCCGUCCCAGCGCACAGCCUUCAGCGCGAUGCGGAGUCCGGUUUCUACAGAGCCCCGUGGACAACUCCCCAGGCCACCCGGCUCCUCCGCCUCCUCCGAGAGAGCAGAGCCCAUGGAGGUAGACCUCACGCCCUCCCCGCUGAGAAGGGUGAGUCGUCUGCCAGCCGGCCCCACCAGAGUGUCCCUGAUCAGUCCUCCCCAGGACGGACGCAUGGGCAGCAUCUCCCACCUCGGCCCUCAGCAGCUCAGCCUGACGCCAGGUCGCACCAGCGGGUCCCAGGCGCUCAGGAUCCCACCCGUGCUGAUGACCGGCUGGGGGUCGUCCCAAAGCCUCGGCCUCCAGGCGGCCGGCAGAGCGGGAGGAGGGGGCUCGGCCCCGGCACCCAGGCCGCCCAUCAGCAUCUCGGGGCUCCUGCAGAGGCAGCAGUCAGGGUCUGCCAGCCUCGGGGGCUUCCCACCAGGGAGGUGACGUCCUCCGCGCCCGCCACGCGCCCCCCACAGCUCGAGAGGCAGCGGGCGGGCGGUCCGUUCCUCAAGGCAGCGCCCCAGCAGUGCCACCAAAUAAAGCGUUGCCUCG
Messenger RNA from Pipistrellus kuhlii (Kuhl's pipistrelle), 945 nucleotides. It is a transcript of the gene RNF212, whose product is annotated as ring finger protein 212. The transcript is spliced from 12 exons. The record is from RefSeq and is a predicted model, not a curated record. Gene Ontology annotation, biological process: protein sumoylation; homologous chromosome pairing at meiosis; reciprocal meiotic recombination. NCBI's taxonomy places the organism in Eukaryota, Metazoa, Chordata, Mammalia, Chiroptera, Vespertilionidae. Gene Ontology annotation, cellular component: synaptonemal complex. Gene Ontology annotation, molecular function: SUMO transferase activity. The coding region runs from base 1 to 837 and encodes 278 amino acids.